AUGGUGUUAAAGGGCGCUGAAGUUGCCGAGCACAACAAUGCCGACUCGUGCUGGGUCAUUGUUCACGGCAAAGCGUAUGAUGUGACAGAGUUUCUGCCAGAACACCCUGGAGGUAAAAAGAUUAUCCUAAAAUACGCUGGCAAAGAUGCCACCGAAGAGUACGAGCCCAUCCACCCUCCCGACACCCUCGACAAGUACCUCGACGCCUCCAAGCACCUCGGCCCCGUCGACAUGGGCACCGUCCAGCAGGAGGAAAAGGAGGAGGACCCCGACGAGGCCGCGCGCCUAGAGCGCGUCGAGCAGAAACCGCUGCUGUCGCAGUGCUACAACCUGCACGACUUUGAGGCCGUGGCGAGGAGGGUCAUGAAGAAGACGGCUUGGGGAUACUACUCGAGUGCCGCCGAUGACGAGAUUACUAUGCGUGAGAACCACAGCGCCUUUCACCGCAUCUGGUUCCGCCCCCAGAUUCUCGUCGACGUGGAGAACGUCGACAUCACCACCACCAUGCUCGGUGACAAGACCGACAUCCCCGUCUACGUGACCGCCACUGCCCUCGGCAAGCUGGGCCACCCCGAGGGCGAGGUGGUGCUGACCCGCUCAUCGGGCAAGCACAACAUCAUCCAGAUGAUCCCGACUCUCGCCUCAUGCUCGUUUGACGAGAUCAUCGACGCUGCCUCUGGCGAUCAGGUGCAGUGGCUGCAGCUCUAUGUUAACAAGGACCGCGAUAUUACGCGCAAGAUUGUGCAGCAUGCUGAGAAGCGUGGCUGCAAGGGCUUGUUCAUCACGGUUGAUGCGCCGCAGCUGGGACGUCGUGAAAAGGACAUGCGCUCCAAGUUCACCGACCCGGGCUCGCACGUCCAGGAGGGUCAGGAUACGGAUAACAGCCAGGGUGCCGCCCGUGCUAUCUCGACUUUUAUCGACCCUGCCCUGAGCUGGAAGGACAUCCCCUGGUUCCAGAGCAUCACGUCCAUGCCCAUCGUCAUCAAGGGCGUCCAGCGUGUUGAGGAUGUGCUCAAGGCCGUCGAGUACGGCUGCCAGGGUGUUGUCCUGUCCAACCAUGGCGGUCGUCAGCUCGAGUUUGCCCGUUCCGCCGUUGAGAUCCUUGCCGAGACGAUGCCCGUCCUGCGGGAGAGGGGCCUUGACUCUAAGAUCGAGGUGUACAUCGACGGUGGAGUGCGGCGCGGAACAGAUAUUCUCAAGGCGCUGUGCUUGGGCGCUCGCGGUGUCGGUAUCGGCCGACCCUUCCUCUACGCCAUGAGCGCCUACGGAGAGCCUGGUGUCGAUCGCGCCAUGCAGCUGCUCAAGGAUGAGCUGGAGAUGAACAUGCGUCUCAUCGGCUGCAACCGCAUCGACGAGCUUCACCCCGGCCUCCUCGACACGCGGAGUCUGUUCCAGCACUCCUCCAUCCCCUCCGAUAACCUGUCGACGACAGUCUAUGACCCCCUGGCCGUGCCAGCCCAGAGGCCCAAGGCCAAGCUGUAG
Molecule: messenger RNA, 1482 nt
Organism: Fusarium keratoplasticum
Lineage: Eukaryota; Fungi; Ascomycota; Sordariomycetes; Hypocreales; Nectriaceae
Exons: 5
Coding region: 1-1482 (493 amino acids)
Biological process (GO): lactate metabolic process
Molecular function (GO): heme binding; L-lactate dehydrogenase (cytochrome) activity
Source: RefSeq, a predicted model, not a curated record